AUGCUGGCCAUCAUCACCAAGAUGACCCUCACGCAGGUCUCCACCUGGUUCGCCAACGCGCGCCGGCGCCUCAAGAAGGAGAACAAGAUGACGUGGGCCCCGAGGAACAAAAGCGAGGACGAGGACGAGGACGAGGGGGACGCCGCCCGGGGCAAGGGCAGCCCGGGCAAAGCGCAGGAGGGCGCGGAGACCUCGGCCGAGGACGAAGGCAUCAGCCUCCACGUGGACUCGCUCACGGACCACUCGUGCUCGGCCGCCGAGUCGGACGGGGAGAAGCUGUCGUGCCGCGCCGGGGACCCGUUGUGCGAGUCCGGCUCCGAGUGCAAGGACAAGUUCGACGACCUGGAGGACGACGAGGACGAUGACGAGGACUGCGAGCGGGACCUGGCGCCGCCCAAGCCCGCCACCGCCUCCCCGCUCACCGGCCUGGAG
This is a messenger RNA of Dipodomys ordii (Ord's kangaroo rat), 432 nucleotides long. RefSeq names its product iroquois homeobox 2 (gene Irx2). The transcript is spliced from 2 exons. Lineage: Eukaryota; Metazoa; Chordata; Mammalia; Rodentia; Heteromyidae. The record is from RefSeq and is a predicted model, not a curated record. Gene Ontology annotation, molecular function: RNA polymerase II cis-regulatory region sequence-specific DNA binding; DNA-binding transcription factor activity, RNA polymerase II-specific. Gene Ontology annotation, biological process: neuron differentiation; regulation of transcription by RNA polymerase II; cell development. Gene Ontology annotation, cellular component: nucleus. The annotation marks the transcript as partial.